CGCUGCGAAUGGGCUUCCUUCAGCACGGACCUCACUUGUUGAGUGAUCUCUAGGAGGACAGUCUAACGCGAACCUGACACACCUAAACACUUGACACCUUGACGACGGCGAUGAUGAAAGGAUUUGCGCUCUUCAUCUGCGUGUUCUUCACAGUUGUUCAGUCCAUCACGUGCGAGGCGAACAGGAUAGACGCGCGCAUAAAGCACGAAAACGACGUGGCGCACCACAGCUCUGCCAUACCAACAGGAGUGUGGAAUCAGGAGAAGCCAAAGAGACUCUUUGCCAGGACUCGCUAUCUGUCCCAGCAGAGAAAUCCCGUGGUGAGACCUAAGCCCAGGCCUGAGGUGGUUUCUCCAGCGCGGCACUGUGCCGGUCUGAUGGAGAGCUGCUCCUCGCUCACUCCCUGCUGUGACCCAUGUGCUUCCUGCCACUGUAGGCUCUUCAACACCAUCUGUCACUGCUGGAGACUCGGACACCUCUGCCCCAAGAAAACCUAAUGACCCCAAACGCACAUCGGUGCUUCUCAGCUGGUUUUACUCUAGCACUGCACAUUGGACAGCAAAUGUUGUUUAUUGUACAAAAAGAAAGUCAUAAAAAGUUGUUUAUUAGUUUGUUCCCAAAUAUUUCUUGAAGUCUGAUGGUAUCUUGUUCCCAGCUUUCAAUAAUUUACCACACAAAACCAUUUUUGGUUGUUUUUUGAUGAUGACACAUCUGUCUAAUUUGAUUAGCUUCUACCUAAAUUAAUUUGGCCCAAAAAACUGU
Messenger RNA from Sinocyclocheilus grahami, 762 nucleotides. RefSeq names its product agouti-signaling protein-like. Gene Ontology annotation, molecular function: neuropeptide hormone activity; type 1 melanocortin receptor binding. Gene Ontology annotation, cellular component: extracellular region. Lineage: Eukaryota; Metazoa; Chordata; Actinopteri; Cypriniformes; Cyprinidae. Bases 111 to 497 code for a protein of 128 amino acids. Gene Ontology annotation, biological process: hormone-mediated signaling pathway; positive regulation of feeding behavior; neuropeptide signaling pathway. The record is from RefSeq and is a predicted model, not a curated record. The transcript is spliced from 3 exons.